AUGGGAAAAAUUAAGAAAAUAUCUAAUAAUAGUAAUAAAAGCAAAAAAAAAUCAGAAACAGUUAAAAAGAAAAAUAAAAGUAAUAGUGACUCUAAAAAAAAAGAAAAUGAUGUAAAAAAUUUAAAAAGUACUCCACAAUGUUCAAGUGAUGAAAGUGAUGUUUAUUUUUAUAAUGAUAUUCAAAGAUGGAAGAAUACAAUUAAAGUGCCUAUAUGGUUAAAGAAACCAAAGGAUAGAGAAUCUUUAGAUGAAUUUUACAAAAACAUUAUAAAAAAAUUAUUAAGAGUAAAGAAUAAAAUUAGAGCAUAUAAAAUACAAGAAGCAUAUCUAUUAGAUUGUCUACAAAAAUGUAUGAUAGAUUUAAAUUUAAAUUCUGUAAUGUCUACAGAAAAUAUUAAUUGUGAAAUAUAUAAAAAUUUAUUAUAUAAUUUUAAAGAUAAAACGAAUAUAGAAAAUGCACAUAAAGAAAAUAAUGACGAAAUAAAAAAUAAAAAUAUACCAAAUAAAAAUAAUCACGUACUAUUAAAGCCUGAACGAAAUUUUAUAAGUGGAAUUGACAAUACAAUGUAUAGUGAUAAUAAUAAUAAUAAUAGGGAAGAUGGUAAUAAUUCUGGAAGUAGUAAUACGAUAAAUGAUAGUACGAAUACAAUAAAUGAGAGUACCAACACAAUAAAUGAAAGUACCAACACAAUAAAUGAAAGUAAUGACACACUUAAUAGUAGUAAUAAAACGAAAAGUUGCAAUAAUAAUAAUAAUAAUAACAUUUUUGUCAGUAAUAGUAUUAGCAAUUGUAGUGAAGUUAAUAAAAACUAUACUAGCAGUAGCUUUUAUAGUGUUAAUAAUUAUGAUACUAAGGAUGAGGAAGAAAAUUUUAUUAAUACCAAAAAAGAUAAUAUUAAGGAUAACCAUACAAAUACCUGCUUAAAAUGCUUAAAAGAAGAAAAAAUGAGAGAUAUGGUAGAACAUAUAAAAAAUUCGUUAUUUAAAGAAGAAGAGAAAAGAAAAAAAAGUGUAAUGGAUGAUGUUUUUAAUAAAGUAAUAAUUCCUGGUGGAUUUUUUGAAAAUAAUAAUUUUUGUCCUAUAUUCUUGAAACUUUUAAAAAUAGAUAUAUAUAAUACAUGUUACACUGUAGAUACUAAGGUAAAUUCCAAAUUAAUGAAUUUAUUUAAUGUAUUAAAUAAUUUUAAUGAAAAUAAUAAAAUCGAUAAAAACAAAAAUGUAGACAAAGAAAAAGAUGAAUUUUUAAAUACCAAAUGCAAAAGUCCAAACAAAUAUAAAUCAAACAUAGAUGAUAUAUUUUUUUUCAAAGAACAAAGUUCAUUAUAUAAAUUAUCACAAUAUUGUAUAGAAAAACAAGUUAUCAAAAAUAAUGAAGUUACUUCUUUUGAUACAGUUUAUAUAUACAAUGAAAAAAAAGUUGAUGAUAAGGAACAUAUCCAUGACGAAAAUAAAAAAAAUUCAAGUGAUGAUUAUAAAAAUAAUACAAAGUUUAAGUAUGUUUUAGACGAUGUACAAAAGGAUAAUCCUUCAUUGCAUUAUAUUAAUGACAAAAAGGAUAUUAUAAAUAAUGAUAAAUGUAAUAAUGAUGAAUCUCAACCACUUGUUGAUUAUAAUAAAGAUGUUAUAAAUAAUCCUAGUGUAGAGAAUUAUACUUCAAAUGAAAAUAAUAUCGAACCAUAUGAUAACACUGUUAAGUCUUAUCAUACCUUGAAAAACCAGACGACAAAUGAAAGUAGUAUAUCUAAGAAUAAUAAGGUAGAUAGUCAUACUGUUAUAAAUUUAUGUGAAACUAUAGAUGAUAGAGAAGUAUAUGAAAUAUCGAGUUGUUAUAAUGAAAACGAUGAUACAAAUAAAUCCCAUUUUGAUAUAAUAAAUGAUUAUAAUUAUGAUCAUGAAAAAAAAGAAAAAGAAAAAAACAUGUACCAUAGUAAAGUAAAUCUUUUGAAUGAUAAGGAAGCAAAUAUAUCAGAUAUUGUAUUGGAAAAGGACCCCAUUAUAUAUGAUAAUAUAAACAUAAUAAAUGAAAAAGAAAAUAAUUUAAUAAAUAAUAAUAAUAAUAACAAUAAUAAUGAUAAUAACAAUAAUAAUAACAAUAAUAAUAACAAUAAUAAUGAUAAUAAUGAUAACAAUAAUAAUGAUAAUAAUGAUAACAAUAAUAACAAUAAUAAUAAUAAAAAUUGUGAAAAAAAAUGUAAUAUUCCAUGUAACCAUAUUAAUGAAAAUACCCUUUUCACUGAUUCAUCAAAAGAGGAAAAUAAUUUUAAGGGGGAAUCAUAUGAACAAAUUGAUUCCUUGAAUUGGGAAUAUUCAUAUGAUUCAAAUAAUUUAAACAAUAGUAAUAAUCAUUAUAAGGAAAUUAAUAACAAAAGUGAUUCUAUUUAUAAUAGGAAAAGACACAGCGGAAGUGAUAUAUAUAAUAAAAAAUAUUUUGAAGAAGAUAUUUUUGAAAAUAAUUCAAACGAAGAUAAUAUUUUUAAAAGAAAAAAAGCAAACAAUGAUAAUAUUUUAGAAGAGAAGAAAAAUCAAAGAAGUGAUUCAGAGGAAAAUAGUUAUUUAAAACAUAUAAAAAAUAAACCUAAUAAUUCCUUGCGCUUUAGUAGUAAUGAUAGAAAGAGCUAUAAUGACAUGUUUAUUUCAAGUAGUAAUAAUAAUGAUCAUAGUGAUGAUAGAAAUAAGAAUAAUUGUGAGAAAAUAAAAUGUGGGAAUGUUGAAUAUAAUAGCUGUGACGAUAAAAAAAAUCAAGUCAAUAGUAAUGAGAAGAAUAUAAAAAAUAAUAGUAAACAGCAUUUAAAUAAUGAAUAUGAAAAGUUCAAGUUAAAUGUUGAUGAUGUGAAUAAUAUGAAUGAAAAUGUUAAUAUUUUGAAGUUAACUAAAGAAAAAACAACAAUCAGUUUUACAUCUUGUGAAGAUAGUAAUAAAAGUAUUAUUAUGAAUAAAAAUAAAAUAAAUAAUGAAAAGAAUAUUUUAAAUGAAGAAAAAGAAAAUAUUUGUAAAUAUAAUAAAAGUUUAUUUGAUAGUGAUGAUGAUCAAAUAAAACAUGUAACUAAUAGAAAUAAAGAAGAAGAAAACAAGAUAGAUAAAAAUAUUGAGUCUGCGUUAUUUCAUUUUUGUGAUAAUGAUAAUAUAAACAGUAUGAAUAAAAAUAAUAAUAAUACUGGGAAUUCUAAAUUAAUUGAAAAGGAUAAAUAUAAUAAUAAUAAUAAUAUUGAUAGUAAUAUCCAUAAUAAUAAUAUUAAUAAUGAUGAUGAUGUUAUAAUAAUUGAUGAAGAUAGUGAUUUUACAUUAAACGUAAACGAAAAACAAGAUUAUAAUAAAUGUUGUAAUAAAGAUGAAAUGAGAAAAGAUACAAUUUUAGUACAUAAUAAUAUUUCAAAAAGUAAUGAUAAAUUGAAAAAUGGAUUAACAGCUAUGAGUAUGAAUUUAUUUGAUGAUUCGUCAGAUAAUGAUUCUGUUAAUUCUUAUGAUGAUAAGAAUAUAAAUGUUUUAAAUGAAACAUAUUCAAAUAAAUAUUAUCAUACCAAUGAAAAAGAAAAUCCAUAUGGUAAAAUGAAAGAUCAUAUUUAUGAAGAAUUAAAAGGGAACGAAAACAAAAAUUAUAAAAUAAAUGAUAAAUAUGUAGUAGAUAAAAAUUUAAAUGAAGUAUCCAUUUUAAACAUUGACUUAAAUAAAGCUCACAAUGCAGUUCUCGAAGGGCUCAUGGAUUUAUUCGGUUUAAAAAGUAACAGAUUAUCUAGGAAAAUAAUUGUUAAUGAAUUAAUAAUAAUACAAGACUAUUUAAGACAAAAACAUGAUCAAUUUAUAAAUUCUGAUAAUCUAGAAGAAGAACAUAUAUUGGAUAACUUAUCGAAUGUUAAGGAAAAUUAUAUCACAGAGAAUGAUAGUAUAUUUAAGGAUACUAUAGUUGAACAGGAAAAUAUUAAUAAAAAUAAUGAUGAUAAUCACUAUAAUGGAAGUGUUACAAAUAAAAAUAAUGAUGAUCAUAAAAAUGGAAGUAGUGAUAAUAAUAUUAUUUGUAUAGAUUUAUUAGAUACUGAAAAAGAAUAUAAAUCAGAUUGCGAUAUGCAGUCAUUUCCUUUUAAUAACAAAUGGUUUGAUAACGAUUUGUUAAAUAGAGAAACGGAUAAAUUACAAGAGGAUUAUAUAAAUCAUAUGCAUAAUAAAAUAAAACAAAUGGAAUUAAAACUUUUAUUUGAAAGAAUAGAUGAAGCUAUUAAAAUUAAUGAUAUUAUAUACAAAAAUGUAUAUGAAGAAAAAAAAGUUGAAUAUAGUAUUUUCAAAAAACAUCUUGUAGACUGUAAAUUAAACGUUAAUAAGGAAAUUAUCAUGUCUUAUUCAAAGGAUAAAAAUAUAGAAAUUAUAUCCAAGAAAAAAUAUAUUUCAAAUUAA
This is a messenger RNA of Plasmodium falciparum 3D7, 4386 nucleotides long. RefSeq lists its product as uncharacterized. NCBI's taxonomy places the organism in Eukaryota, Apicomplexa, Aconoidasida, Haemosporida, Plasmodiidae. The record is from RefSeq and is a predicted model, not a curated record.